AUGUCAAAACGCGUAGCAGACGGACAAGGUGGCUCAGAAAGAUACGGCGGUAUGGAGGAUCCCCGCGAUGCAGCAAUGGACCCACCGCGCAAGGCCACAGCUGCUCAGUUGGCAAAGCGCAACAUCAAACCCCUCAAGGGACGUCCCGGCGCAUCCAGAUCUGCUUCACCGUCCAAGGCCAGUCCUUCACCUGGCUUCCCUAACCCCUUCGGCGGCGCCGACAGUAACCCUUUCGCACAAAGCGCUCCUGCUCCACCAGCUGCUGCCAGCUUCAACUUCGGCCAGACAACUGCCCAACCACAGAGCAAUCCUUUCGGAAACAUGUCGACAUCACAGAGCUUCCCGCCGAACGCUCCUACAAACAACAGCACAUUCUCCUUCGGCCAGUCACAGCCGUCUAGCGCUCCUACCUUUGCGCCUCCUCAAGCUUCCAGCUUCAACUUCGGUGCAUCAACACCCUCUGGCACAUCCUUCAGCUUCGGCGCAUCACCAGCCAAGCCGUCGCAGAACGGUGACGCCAACAAGGCUCCUUCAUUCACAUUCGGCUCGACACCUGCCUCGCCCGGUCCUUCGGCUCCUGCAUCACCUGCACCUGCUUUCAACCCCUUCUCCAGCAUGUCGGGACCCUCGUUUGGUAGCACUGAACAGCCUAUCAGUGCAGCUGAGAUCAGCGAGAUUGAAGCGGCCGGUCCUCGCCUGACCCAAGAGGGCAAGCUUGAGCAGCUCGCUAACAUUGUGCGUCAAAGCGACCCUAAGUACAAGGAUGCCAGCCUUGCCGGUCUCAACCUAUCAACCCUCCCACCUGCAGUGCAAAGGAAACUUCUCGACUUUGUGCGCAACAAGCCCGAAACACCCGAAGCUCCCAAGUCUUCCUUCUCGUUCUCAUCCACCGCACCCGCCCCCACUGCCUCGACGUCUUUCAACUUCGGUGCAUCCACCGCUUCUACUCCCCCAGCCAGCCAACCCGAGGCACAGUCAUCGCCUUUCAAGAGUUUCGGCGCGACUCCCGCUCCAGCAUCCCCCGCGCCUACCUCUGGCUUCAAGUUUGGCAGUACUGCUGAGCUGGCCAAGAAGGACGACACUCCGGCUACCACUUCCUCCUUUGGUGGUUUCGGUGCUUCCAAGAAGGAUGAGACACCUGCAAAAGCUCCGUCAACAGCCUUUAACUUCGGAAGUCCUGCCGCUUCGCCUGCACCCGCACCCUCGACUUCGUUCAGCUUCGGUGCUUCAACAGCUGCACCAGCUUCUCCAGCUCCAGCUUUCAACUUUGGUGCAGCUGCUGAGAAGAAGGAUGAAACACCUAAGCCGGCAGCAUCUGCUUUCAACUUUGGCGCUUCAACAACCUCUGCUGCCCCCCCAUCGCCCAAGCCGGCUGAGAAGAAGCUUCCCUCCCCAUCAUUCUCCUUUGGUACACCUGCCGCUUCUAAACCCGCUGAGGAAGUGUCCUACCCCAGCCUGAGUGGCGCUUCCUCGCAAGAGUCGUCUGCCGCACCCAAACCUUCUUUCAGCUUCGGUCAGACCGCGGCUCCUGCUGCUUCCUCGCCAUUCAAGCCUGCCACUACACCUGCUGCAGUAGAAUCACCUAAACCUCAGAACGCUGGCCUGGGCAAUUCCAUGUUCGGCAACUCGCCCGCUCAGCAGAAGCCUGCCGAAUCUGCCUUCAAGGGUUUUGGUGCUUCUACCCCUGCCCCUGCCCAGCCGAGCGCACCAAAGCCUGCCUUCAACUUUGGUUCGUCUGUUAGCGCACAAACGUCUGUUGCUCCUGCUAGGUCCGAGCCUCGUGCAAGCAAUGCAUUGUCCGCACCUACUGCCUCGGGUGUCGCUACUCCCCCAGCCUCUCCUCAACUUCCACCUACCGAGAUGGAGUCUGCUUUGCUUAAGCAGCUCAACGAGUCUCUGCGCACUUACCUCACAUCAGCCGAUGCUUCCUUGGAUUGGAGUGCCGUCAUGCGCUUGUACCUCGAACAAGCUGCCGAGAUUCGUUCCGAUAACAGCGGAGCUCCUUCCACAGCAUCCAUCACCAGCUCAAGCGAGCCUAAGUUGAUUACUGCUCCAUUGGCUGCUUCGAGCACCCGUGGCGAGAAGCGUGUCGCUGAUGAGGAAGUCACAAAAGAAGAUGACCACAGUAAGCGUGCCAAGCAGGCAUCUACCCCCAGCAAGCCCACCUUCGCCCAGUCUACCAUGAAUUCCGCAUCACCUGACAAACCUCUAUCCAAAACUGCUUCUUUGUUCAGUGACAUUUUGGACAAGCCCGAGACACCCAAGUCCACAAAUGUCUUCUCAGCUUCCGCGGACAAGACCCCUGCUCCUCCCGCUACUGCUCCUCAAGUCAAGUCCAACCCCUUCGGCGCUAUUGCUCGCAACGUCUCUGCUACUCCUGCGCCCAGCACUCAGAAGACUAGCUUCGUCCCUCCCGCUACGGCUCAAGCACCGUCAUCAUCCAACAAUGGAACAUCUGCACCAUCGCCUUUCCAGAUUCCUAAGUUCGGCAGCGGCUCCACUUCUUCGACUGCACCUACAUCUGGCUUCCAGGUUCCCAAGUUCGGCGGUGGCUCUUCUACUACCACCACACCCAGCUUCCUUGGCUCAUUUGGUGCAAAGGCUGCUGAGCAGGAGGCCAAGGAACGUGAGAAGCGCAAGGAAGAGGACAUGGAUUCUGACGAAGAUGAGGAAGAAUGGGAGAGGAAGGAUGCUGAGAAGCAGGCCCAGAAGAAGGCUGAGCUCUUGGCUGCCAGCCAGUCUCUGAAGUUCAGCUUUGACACUUCCAAGAAGCCCACCAGCUCUGCCUCGGCUGUCUUCUCAUUCAGUGGCGCACCCUCAAACACCUCUUCAUCCUCCAACAUCUUUGGCAACCUUUCUGGUAGCAAGCCUGAUGAUGAGGACGAGGACGGUGAUACCGAUGAGGAUGAGGACGUUCAUGCUGCUCUGACUAACGCAACCCCUGCUAAGCCCACGGCUGGCAAGAGUCUCUUCGAACGUGUUUCCUUUGACGCUGACAAGGAGAAGACUUCCGACACACCUAGCGCUUCCUUCAAGUUCAGCUCGUUCGGUAGCUCCGGCGCUGCUGACAACACUUGGAAGGGUAGCGAUGGUAUCAAGUUCGGUGCUAGCACAGUUACUGCUGGUACUACUACUCCUGAUGGAUCACCUGCUAAGGCUCCUGCCCCUAAGUUCAACUUUGGUGCUGCCUCACAACCAGCUGAGAAGUCGUCUCCCUUCAGUGGAAUGGCCGCUGCUAAGCCAUCACCAACCGGUAGUGUCUUUGAUGCUGCAAAGCCUUCAGCACCGACCACUGGCUUCUCGUUUGGUGGUGCCGCUCCUUCGACUCUCGCACCUCCUUCAGGAUCAUCUGUCUUUGCCUCAGCUGCCACUUCUCGCGCCACUACUCCUGGCGCCACCACCACCGAUGCCGAAGGUAGUGCCGCCGAGUCAGAGCCCAGUGAUACUCCCAACGAUGUGCAGAAGGACUUGACCUCUCUUACCGCCGACGAUAUUGCCAAGUACGAUCUCAUCCACGAAGCACGCUGUAAAGUGACGAAACUUGUCAAGAGCGAUGACGACAAGCCCGCCACAUGGGUCAGCCAAGGUGUUGGUCCCAUCCGUGUCCUCGCCUCCAAGGAGAACUCCAAGCCUCGUAUUCUCAUGCGCGCCGAUCCAUCAGGCAAAGUUGGCUUGAACUUCAACGCCCUGCUCAACCCUGCAUUGUAUAUGAUCAAGGCUCCCAAGAUGGUACAAUUGAGUGUUCCUACUGAGGGCAAGAAGGUCGAGUCCUUCAUGUGCAUGUUCAAGGAUGGUGACAAGGCAAAGGAGUUCUUGGAAAAGCUUCACGGAGCAAUUGCCAAAGCUCAAGGUUAG
This is a messenger RNA of Aureobasidium melanogenum CBS 110374, 3855 nucleotides long. RefSeq lists its product as uncharacterized. Gene Ontology annotation, cellular component: nuclear pore. The transcript is spliced from 4 exons. The record is from RefSeq and is a predicted model, not a curated record. The coding region runs from base 1 to 3855 and encodes 1284 amino acids. NCBI's taxonomy places the organism in Eukaryota, Fungi, Ascomycota, Dothideomycetes, Dothideales, Saccotheciaceae. Gene Ontology annotation, biological process: intracellular transport.